GCGCAAUUUACAACUGAUGACGGUGUAGCUGAAUAAAUUGUGAUCCCAGUUUCCGACCUAGAUUGUCAUAAUCUGAGGCUUGUUAUUUCUGGUUGUUUUUUAUUGCUAAUUUUUAUAAAUGGUUUAAAAAAAUCAAGGGAUGUCAAGUUAGUUACCAAAUAUAUCGCAACAUGUUCCCGAUAGAUUCUUGCCAAAAAAGAUAUCGUCGAAUACUUCAACGCAAAAAAGAAAGGCGAAAACAGGAAAAAGUUCGCAGGAAGAUAGCUUCGCGCAAUAAAAUAAGGGAAGAUAUAGAACUAAACCGUUAUCACAGCAAAAAGUUCCUGAAAAACGAGGUCUCCAACAGAUUGCAGAUCGCACUGUAUGAAGGAAUAAGGAUCUACAUAGAUUGUUCUUAUGAAGCUCUUAUGUCUCCUAAAGAAUGUAAUAAAUUCGCUCAACAACUAUGUCGUCUUUAUGGCGCAAACAAAAAAGCAACGAAGCCCUUAAGCAUCAACCUUGUGAAUUUUUCACAACAUGGACCUUUGUUCCAUGCUUGCCAGUCCAAAUGUGAUGGAUUCCUAAAGUAUAAGGGACGAAGCCGACAAGAAGCUGAGAAUCAGGGUUACCGUGCCGUGCGACUCCCAAUUGAAGAGUUUACAUCUGGAAAAAUAUCUAACCCUGUGUUAGCGAUAAAUCAUGUCAUCGAUAUAAUGUUAGCAUACAUGGCAAAUGGUGGCGACUGGAAGGAGGCCUUAUAUUCUAAAUUGCCCGGACGAUUUUUGAGAUAAUACAUAUAUAUGUGAAAUUUUGUUAUAACUUAUGAAGAAAUACAAGAAGCUCUAUAAUAAAAAAACCAUGUGACUUCAGAAA
Schistosoma haematobium is the source of this 852-nucleotide messenger RNA. It is a transcript of the gene TRMT10B, whose product is annotated as tRNA methyltransferase 10 B. The record is from RefSeq and is a predicted model, not a curated record. Gene Ontology annotation, cellular component: nucleoplasm; nucleus. Bases 171 to 770 code for a protein of 199 amino acids. The transcript is spliced from 4 exons. Gene Ontology annotation, biological process: tRNA N1-guanine methylation. Gene Ontology annotation, molecular function: tRNA binding. Lineage: Eukaryota; Metazoa; Platyhelminthes; Trematoda; Strigeidida; Schistosomatidae.